AUGGCCCCAGUGCAGGUUGAAACCGAGCCCGGGCUACUCCCCUUAGCCCUAGCUAUCUCACGAGUGACUGCCGCGGCAUAUGCCUCUUACACCGUCGGCCGCAGCCUCUACCGGUUGCACCAAGCCCUCGGCCCAGCCCAUGACACGCGCAGUCGAAAAGCCGAGCGCACCAAGCUCACCACGGCCUUUGGCAGUCUCGCAGCCCUCGGGCUAGUGUUUGCAGUCACCUCGGGGUUGGAGUAUCUGACGCUGUCUUACAAGGUGUGGGCGUCGCAGAGGGGCGUGGCUGUUCCUGAGUUGAGCAACUUUUUCGGGAAUCACACUCAGAGGGCAGAUGGUACACCCAUCGAUAGGGUCUAUCUCCAGCACUGGCUGAGUGAUGUCCCCGUGUUCACCGACGCCUUGGAAAUCAUUGCGGAAAAGUCUCGCAGGUUGUGGUGGGGACAGCAGCUGGACCUCGCGACCAUCUCGUGGACGGCCCUGUUGGCCAUCGAAGGCCGCCGGCGCGAGAUUCCACAUCUCUGGGCGUAUGCUCUGCUGCCGCAUCUUGUUAGUCUGUCCUUUGCGCAGAAUCUGUUUUAUGUAGCGUUGCUGCAAACGCCCUCGCCCAUUCCGCCCGAGGAAACAAGGAUCGACCAACUUCUACGACGUGUGCUCCCGGCCAAGCCCAGAGACUGGACUCCCAAGCUUCCACUCUUGCUCGUACCCCUGAUCUUCAGUUACCUAGCCACCUUGUGGUUACCCAGCACCACAGGCACACCAACCUUCCCAGCCGCGGUCCUAACGACAAAACUUCUAACCCUCGCUCCCUUGGCCAUCCCUGCUCUAGUCCCAGCCUCCUGGGGCACCGUCCACCGUGACCCCCGCGAUGCGUACCCCAACAUCACCAAACUCUUCAACGUCAUUUCCGGUGUGAGCGCACUCCUCCAGGCCAAAUCCACCGUCUCAGCUCUACUGUACAACCUCCCGGGCUCGUACAAGCACCGCCACAGCAUCAAAUUCCCAUUCGACACCGAGAAGCGGUCGAAAUGGGAGCGCACCGCAACCGCCGUGGAAAAGGUCCUGGAUGCCCUGACCGACCACCCCGUCGUGGCCGCUGCGGGGAAGGAUGUGUUUCUCUCCGCGCUGAGCUUGGGUCUCUGGGCGGCUGUUCGCUCAACAGACGUCAGGAACAUGCUCCGCUCUCUCUACCCUGCUUUAUCAUCCCGCCAACCUUCCUCUUCCUCUGCCAACGAAGACGUUAAGCAGGACGGUGAUGAAUCCACCAUCAAAGUCGAGCCCCUACCCGAAGAGGACGAGACGACGUCCACCUCCCCCCCGCCACUCUCCAUGAACCUGCGCCGCCGCAACCGCAAGAACAAAGCGAGCAUCUCUAGUAUCGAUGACCUGUCUUCUCAACAGAGCCAAUCGGCUCCUACCACCAAACGCCGCGGCCGAGGACGCAAGGCCAAGCAUGAACCUGAGCCCGAGCCCGGGCAUGAGCCCGAAGCUGAAGCUGAAACAGCAGAAACAGAACGCGAGAUCAAGCAAGAGCGCCAUGUUUCUCCCGAAGACAAGACAUACCAACCAACACCUGCGGUGAAGGCGGCUGCCCGGCUCGGUGAUGUCGUGCCGGAGGGCGAUUUCGACUGGGAGCCGGCUGCGUUGGCUUGGGGGUUGACCGCGUUUGGGGGGCUUGGACUGGGGAGUGCGGCUGUUUUUGGGGCGGAGUGUCUUGCCCGGUGA
Dichotomopilus funicola is the source of this 1725-nucleotide messenger RNA. RefSeq lists its product as uncharacterized. NCBI's taxonomy places the organism in Eukaryota, Fungi, Ascomycota, Sordariomycetes, Sordariales, Chaetomiaceae. Bases 1 to 1725 code for a protein of 574 amino acids. The record is from RefSeq and is a predicted model, not a curated record. The transcript is spliced from 4 exons.